AGGUCUGAUUAUCGGUUCGGUUCGGAUGAAGCGAACGGUGAAACGACCACCGCGGAGGACGGGAACCUUCACGUCAUUCAUCGCUAUUUAGAGCAGGCCGGAGCGUGGAGAUCGCGAGAAAGAAGCGGAGGUCGAGAGGGCUUUCUCCGGCGGGGGAGAUGACGGGGCAUUCUCUCUUGGCGGUCAUCGGAAGCUCGAUUUUGGCUUUUCUUUUUAUCGCCGGAAUCCGGGUACGGAAGACCCGGAGGAGGGAGAAGGUCGACGCCGGAGAUCCAUUUGUCACCAGAAAGGUGCAAAACGGCUGGGAGAGCGACGGGGGUGGAGGCCCAGACGUCAUCGUCGUCGGGGCUGGGGUCGCUGGCUCUGCCCUAGCCUACACGCUCGGGAAGGAUGGAAGACGUGUACACAUCGUAGAGAGAGAUUUAACAGAACCUGACAGAAUUGUCGGUGAACUUUUGCAACCCGGAGGCUACCUGAAGUUGGUUGAGUUGGGCCUUGAGGAUUGUGUUGAAGACAUUGACGCUCAACGGGUGCUUGGUUAUGCUCUUUUUAAAGAUGGGAGAAAUACUAAACUUGCUUAUCCUUUGGAAAAGUUUCAUUCUGAUGUUGCAGGGAGGAGCUUUCAUCAUGGGAGGUUCAUACAAAGGAUGCGUGAGAAGGCUGCAUCUUUGCCCAAUGUGCAGUUGGAACAGGGCACUGUGACAUCAUUACUUGAAGAGAAUGGAACAGUGAAAGGGGUAGUCUACAAGAAUAAAGCUGGUGACGAAUUUAAAGCUUUUGCACCUCUUACAAUUGUAUGUGAUGGCUGCUUUUCAAAUUUGCGGAAGUCCCUUUGCUCUCCUAAGGUCGAUAUACCCUCUUCUUUUGUUGGUUUAAUUCUAGAGAACUGCCAACUUCCAUUCCCGAACCAUGGGCAUGUUAUCUUGGCUGAUCCUUCACCCAUUUUGUUCUAUCCAAUCAGUAGCUCAGAGGUCCGCUGUUUGGUCGACGUGCCAGGUCAGAAGGUACCUUCUUUAGCAAAUGGUGAAAUGGCCAGCUAUUUGAAGACGCUAGUUGCACCUCAGCUUCCCGAGCAACUGCAAGAUGCUUUUAUAAAGGCUAUUGACAAAGGAAAUAUCAGAACUAUGGCAAAUAGGAGCAUGCCAGCAGUUCCACACCCCACACCCGGAGCACUGUUAAUGGGAGAUGCUUUCAAUAUGCGCCAUCCUCUAACUGGUGGAGGAAUGACUGUGGCCUUGUCUGAUAUUGCCGUGUUGAAUAAUCUUCUUAGGCCUCUUCGUGAUCUCCAUGAUGCACCAUCUCUCUGUAAAUAUUUGGAAUCUUUUUACACUUUACGGAAGCCAGUUGCUUCUACAAUCAAUACUUUGGCUGGUGCGCUCUAUAAGGUUUUUAGUGCGUCACCUGAUCAAGCCAGGAAUGAAAUGCGCCAAGCAUGUUUCGACUAUCUAAGUCUAGGUGGUGUUUUCUCAAAUGGGCCUGUUUCGUUACUCUCAGGCCUUAAUCCCAGGCCAUUGAGUUUGGUCGCACACUUCUUUGCUGUUGCUAUAUAUGGCGUUGGGCGUCUAUUGUUGCCAUUUCCGUCUCUGAAGCGAAUGUGGAUUGGAGCUAGACUGAUUUCUGGUGCAUCAGCUAUCAUUCUCCCCAUCAUCAAGGCUGAAGGGGUUCGGCAAAUGUUCUUCCCGGUGACUGUUCCCGCAUAUUAUAGGACUCCUCCUCAUAAUUGAUGCCUGUGUGGGUGAGAGGUGGGGGUAGUGAACCUCAAGUGCCAUUUUUUGUUUGUCAAAAUUUAUGUUGUAAACAUGUCUCUUGAACUUGUUCUGAUUGAAUGAAGCUUGUGGCAUUGAGCUUGGACUCCACAAACAUUAUUCACUCUAAUAUUGUGAAAUGAGAUUUUGACAACCUUGAUUU
Zingiber officinale is the source of this 1908-nucleotide messenger RNA. Its product is annotated as squalene monooxygenase SE1-like. The transcript has 8 exons. Lineage: Eukaryota; Viridiplantae; Streptophyta; Magnoliopsida; Zingiberales; Zingiberaceae. Gene Ontology annotation, cellular component: endoplasmic reticulum; membrane. Bases 159 to 1724 code for a protein of 521 amino acids. The record is from RefSeq and is a predicted model, not a curated record. Gene Ontology annotation, molecular function: squalene monooxygenase activity; flavin adenine dinucleotide binding. Gene Ontology annotation, biological process: sterol biosynthetic process.